This is a messenger RNA of Lactuca sativa (garden lettuce), 825 nucleotides long. Lineage: Eukaryota; Viridiplantae; Streptophyta; Magnoliopsida; Asterales; Asteraceae. The record is from the annotation of a RefSeq genome assembly.
AUGGCGAUACAUUUAUACAAAACUUCUACCCCGAGCACACGCAAUGGAGCCGUAGACAGUAAAGUGAAAUCCAAUCCACGAAAUAAUUUGAUCUAUGGACAGCAUCAUUGUGGUAAAGGUCGUAAUGCCAGAGGAAUCAUUACCGCAGGGCAUAGAGGGGGAGGUCAUAAGCGUCUAUACCGUAAAAUAGAUUUUCGACGGAAUGAAAAAGACAUAUAUGGUAGAAUCGUAACCAUAGAAUACGACCCGAAUCGAAAUGCAUACAUUUGUCUCAUACACUAUAGGGAUGGUGAGAAGAGAUAUAUUUUACAUCCCAGGGGGGCUAUAAUUGGAGAUACCAUUGUUUCUGGUACAGAAGUUCCUAUAAAAAUGGGAAAUGCCCUACCUUUGACCGAUAUGCCCUUAGGCACGGCCAUACAUAACAUAGAAAUCACACUUGGAAAGGGUGGACAAUUAGCUAGAGCAGCGGGUGCUGUAGCGAAACUGAUUGCAAAAGAAGGGAAAUCGGCCACAUUAAAAUUACCUUCUGGGGAGGUCCGUUUGAUAUCCAAAAACUGCUCAGCAACAGUCGGACAAGUGGGGAAUGUUGGGGUGAACCAGAAAAGUUUGGGUAGAGCCGGAUCUAAGCGUUGGCUAGGUAAGCGCCCUGUAGUAAGAGGAGUAGUUAUGAACCCUGUAGACCAUCCACAUGGGGGUGGUGAAGGGAGGGCCCCAAUUGGUAGAAAACAACCCACAACCCCUUGGGGUUAUCCUGCACUUGGAAAAAGAAGUAGAAAAAGGAAUAAAUAUAGUGAUAAUUUGAUUCUUCGUCGCCGUAGUAAAUAG